AUGUGUUUUGGAAUAUAUACCUGCUCGCCCUACAUCGUUACUAUUGGAAUUGUUAACAACGCUUUAUUUUUCAUCGACACUCACCCUGUAACUGAAGAACUUGGUAGCGAUGGCAACGGUGUUCUUUUGGUGACUCCAGAUCUUAGUUAUCGAUCGUGCCAAUUACUUGUCCAAUGGUUGUUGCUUCGUCUAGCCAAGGCAGGAGUUGAAACGGAUUCAAGACAAAGCCUAGUUUGGCUGACUGCUCAUCAAGGUAGGAAAGGGAUUUAUGGAUUGGAUUUUGGGCAUGAUUCGAUAUUUAUAUAAUAACACAAAUUUAUUUGUUGAUCUAGACGAGAAGUGCAAUGAUUCUACCGCGGAAGGCAUACUGGACAAAGGUUAUUUACAUUCUCGAGUGCCCAGUGAGGAGGUUAGUAAGCACGAAGAAAAGUCAAAAGCAAAUUCACAAAAAAAUUAUGAAAUUGACACAAAAAUCUUUGAUAUUCAGUUGAAGCACGUCGUGCUGUUUAGCUUUUUCCGAUCUACUAUAAAAGAAAUUGACUAAUUGUCGACUAUAUAGUAAACAUAAAAGACCACUCCCGAAUUCGGUCUCAUCACCAUGCACAUUGCUGUCUUAAAAAAGGCGUGCCAAAUUGUAAUGUCUCAGUAUUGAACUUAGAGCACUAAGCUUUGACCUGGUGUUGGUCUACAUAAUUCAAAAAUGGUCUAUCAGAUUGUACCAGCGUUUUAAUAAUCUUAUUCUAUAAACGAGAGGUAACAUUUGCGCGCCGUAGUCUGUUCAGUUACGGAUGUACAACAGUCACAACAGGACAUCGUAACGAGGCAUAACAUGUACACUAGUGGCUAGCUAACCACUUUUUGUUGUGAUCACAGUGUGACAUUAUAUUGUUUAUCUGUAUAUAAAUCUAUAAAGCAGAAAACGGCAGACGAUAUCUGUUUGUAAGAUUUUAAAAAUAAUUAUGUGUAUGUAUUUAUAUAUUAAGGCAGAAAAGACUGAUGAAGAUAGUUCAAUAGAAAUUGUCGCAGUUCCUGGUAAAAUGCAAGGUAAGACGUCAUUUUCACUUUGCACUUCAAAAUAAAGAAUAUCAUAAAUAUGUAUUUAUUUUAAAUACCUAUAUUCGUAACGUUAUGUACGAUAUUUGUUCUGGGUUAGGGUUAGGUUUUUAUAUAUUUAAGGGGGUCAAACAUGA
Molecule: messenger RNA, 1190 nt
Organism: Paramuricea clavata
Lineage: Eukaryota; Metazoa; Cnidaria; Anthozoa; Malacalcyonacea; Plexauridae
Source: the annotation of a GenBank genome assembly